Drosophila willistoni is the source of this 1679-nucleotide messenger RNA. Its product is annotated as probable cytosolic Fe-S cluster assembly factor GK14772. Gene Ontology annotation, molecular function: 4 iron, 4 sulfur cluster binding. Gene Ontology annotation, cellular component: cytosolic [4Fe-4S] assembly targeting complex. The transcript is spliced from 4 exons. Gene Ontology annotation, biological process: iron-sulfur cluster assembly. The coding region runs from base 144 to 1577 and encodes 477 amino acids. Lineage: Eukaryota; Metazoa; Arthropoda; Insecta; Diptera; Drosophilidae. The record is from RefSeq and is a predicted model, not a curated record.
UUCACGUCAUUGCCAUCACUUAUAUGUUUUUGUUAAACUUUUGUUAUCUCGCCUGCGUGCCCAAGUGGCUUUCCGACUAAAAAUCUGAUAAAAAAUAUAUUAAUUCCUUGCCAUUUAGUUUAGUACAAAGAGACUUACUAGUCAUGUCGAGGUUCAGCGGAGCGCUGCAGCUCACAGAUCUAGACGACUUCAUAACACCCUCACAGGAAUGCAUUAAGCCCGUGACUAUAGAUAAGACAAAGUCAAAAACAGGUGCUAAAAUCACAGUACAAGAAGAUGGCUACUAUGAAGAAUCGGAGGAAAGCGGCAAGCAAAAGUUACAGAAAGUAGAGAUUACCCUACAAGAUUGCCUGGCCUGUUCGGGAUGUAUUACCUCCGCCGAAGGUGUUCUCAUUACCCAACAGAGUCAGGAGGAAUUGCUUAAAGUCUUGCGGGAGAAUCAAAAACUUAAGGCCACCGGAGAUAAUGAUCUUGUGCAAACCAUUGUGUUUACCAUAUCAAUGCAACCCAUAUUGAGUUUGGCCCAUCGCUAUCAGUUGAGUGUGGAGGAAACGGCACGACAUUUGUCUGGCUAUUUUCGAAAUUUGGGAGCAGACUAUGUUCUAUGCACAAAGGUGGCCGAUGAUUUGGCCUUAAUUGAGUGCCGGCAAGAGUUUGUCGAACGUUUUCGUGAUAAAGAAGAUCUAACAAUGCUUAGUUCCUCUUGCCCCGGUUGGGUUUGCUAUGCAGAGAAGACCCACGGCAAUUUUAUAUUACCUUACAUAGCUACAACACGAUCACCUCAACAGAUAAUGGGUGUGCUGGUCAAACAUUUUCUGGCUGAAAAAUUUAAUGUUCCAGGAUCGAGAAUUUAUCAUGCCACGGUGAUGCCUUGCUAUGACAAGAAACUUGAGGCCUCUAGAGAGGAUUUCUACAGCGAAGUCAAUGGUUCACGUGAUGUGGAUUGUGUAAUUACCUCAAUUGAAGUCGAACAAAUGCUAAUGGAAGAUGAACGCUCGUUGUCACAGCAUGAACCCGUUGAUCUCGAUUGGCCAUGGACGGAUCAAAGACCGGAAUCUAUGAUUUGGGCCCAUGAGGCUACCAUGUCUGGUGGUUAUGCCGAGCAUAUUUUCAAAUAUGCUGCGAAAGAACUUUUCAGCGAAGACACCGACAAUGAAUUGAAAUUCAAACAAUUACGAAAUCGUGAUUUUCGUGAAAUAAGUCUCGAGAAAGAUGAUAAGACAGUCUUGAAAUUUGCCAUAGCAAAUGGUUUUCGUAAUAUACAGAAUCUUGUGCAGAAACUUAAGCGUGGCAAAGGUGCAAAUUAUCAUUUUGUUGAAGUUAUGGCCUGCCCAUCGGGUUGCAUCAAUGGUGGAGCCCAGGUACGGCCCACUACGGGUCAACAUGUACGCGAAUUAACCCAACAGCUGGAGGAAUUGUAUAAAAAAUUGCCCAUCUCUCAGCCAGAUAACAGCCAUACAAAGGCAAUCUAUGGGGAUUUCUUAGAUGGUGCUCAUACAGAUAAAUCACAUGAUUUACUCCAUACCAGUUAUCAUGCUGUGGAGAAACUUAAUACGGCUCUGAAUAUCAAAUGGUGAGGUUAUUCUUAAUGGGUUUUUUUUUAUAUAUUUUGUUAAUAGUUUUUAGGAUGCAAAAGUGUAAAAAAUAUAUAUAUAUUUGUAUAUAUUUCACUGUUUCAA